Molecule: messenger RNA, 985 nt
Organism: Raphanus sativus (radish)
Lineage: Eukaryota; Viridiplantae; Streptophyta; Magnoliopsida; Brassicales; Brassicaceae
Product: succinate dehydrogenase subunit 5, mitochondrial
Exons: 4
Coding region: 81-797 (238 amino acids)
Biological process (GO): tricarboxylic acid cycle
Cellular component (GO): respiratory chain complex II (succinate dehydrogenase)
Source: RefSeq, a predicted model, not a curated record
UGUUGAGAGAGAGAGAGAGAGAGAGAGAGAGAGAGAGAGCUUUCGCAUUACAGCAGAUUGAGAAGAGCGAAAAAUCUAAGAUGGCAUUUCUGAGAUCCCUCUGCCGUACCGCUGCGGCGGCCUCCGUCGCUACGCUCCGAUCAUCCAGAUCCGCCGCUCCCAGUCAGCUGUUGCGCCAUCGUUUCCUCUCAACGCGAGGAUUCUUCGCUGUUUCUUCAUUUCCUUCUAAUCGAACUCCUUACGAUUCUCGGUAUCCUCGAGCAAUGGAUAUUGGACAAGUGCGCAGCUUUAGCGAAGAUGUGUCUCACAUGCCUGAAAUCAAAGACAGUGAUGUUCUGAAAUCUUUCAGAGAAUUGAUGGCGGCAGAUUGGGCAGCGCUACCUUCUGCUGUUGUUAAAGACGCCAAAAACGCAGUCUCGAAAAACACGGAUGACAAGGAAGGGCAAGAGGCCUUGAUGAAUGUGUUCAGAGCAGCUGAGGCUGUUGAGGAAUUUGGUGGGAUUCUCACUUCCUUAAAGAUGGAGAUCGAUGAUAGCAUUGGAAUGAGUGGGGAGAAUGUGAAGACCUUACCUGAAGAUAUAACCAAAGCGCUGCGUCUUGCUUAUCAAAGGUAUACUACCUACCUAGAUGCUUUCGGACCUGAAGAAGUUUACUUGAAGAAGAAGGUUGAGAUGGAGUUGGGAACAAAGAUGAUCCACUUGAAGAUGAGAUGCAGCGGGCUUGGUUCAGAAUGGGGAAAGGUUACCGUUCUUGGAACCUCAGGACUCUCGGGGUCUUACGUGGAGCAAAGAGCAUAAAACAAAUUUGUAUGUUUUUCUGCGUUAUUGUGUCCUUAAGACAUAAUAAAGGUCAAUAACUGACCAAAGACCUAUAUAAGGUGAGUUUGUUCUUUGUUUCCUCCAAAACGAAGCUUUUGAAAGUUAGAGCUUAAAAACAGCACCGAUUGAAAAAUAAAUUCACAGCUCCGACAAUUUUUAAACAGGUC